GUACUAUACUUCUGUCAUAAUUAUUAUGCUUUUUAUUAUUAUUUUUUUUAUUACAAUGAAUAUACCUAAAUUCUUGCUCCAAAAAAAAUAUAUCAGUAAAUAAAACUGCAUAAUCGUAGAUACAAAAUGAAAAAUAAACUAACGUCAGUAAAAUUAUAAUUAUCAUUAAAAAUUGGUUGGUUGAACCUGCUCGAGCCCCUAAAUAAAAUCAUAAUUGCAAAAGAAUAUCCACAAUAUAUAUUUUUACACACAUAUAUACAUAUAUUGUAGGUAUAUAUAAAUAUAGUGAAAUAUACGUAUACUUGAAUAUAUACUGAAACUGAACUGAUCGUUUAAAUACUAAACGUCGAAGGCUUGCCUCAAUUGCUUGUUUGUGAUGAUUAGAUUGUGUGUGUAUGAUAUACAAAAAAAAUGGGUGAGAUCGUGUCUUAAUUUUCAUCGAACAAUAUCAUUACAGUUGUCAUUAUUAUCUUUAUUAACUUGUUAUCGCAACCAUGAUCAUAAUCAUCAGUAUCGUCAGUGAAAUUUGCAACUUCUGACGUAGACAUAGGGUAUAGACAGCAUAGAUAUACAAUAUAAAAUAUACUAAAUAAAAAAAAAAAUAAAUAAGUACUGAGAUAACUUUCUCAGCUGGUAUAAUGUUCCUUGAAUAUUUUUCAAGCCUUCAAAAAACUGUCCAAUAUUUUCAUUCGAUGAUUGUAAAUAUUUGUCACAUACGUUAAUUGAAUAAUUAUAAUUAUUCAUCAUCAUCAUCAACCUUAAGGGAUAAUAAUUACGAGCUACUUGGAGUUGUUACUUUUCUAACAGAGGCUUUCACAGAAAUAGCAAUGAAGGAGACGAGCAAAGAGUAUAUUUUGCAGUGGUCCGGCCAUGCAGCAAGUAUCACCGAGAGAUUCAGCGGUUUAUUAGCUAAACAAGCACUUGUGGAUGUUACUUUGAUUUGUCAAGAACAAAAACUACGUGUACAUAAGCUAGUACUAGCUUCAUGUAGUCUUUAUUUUGAGGAAAUGCUGGAGCAAGAUUUAGGUCAAGAGCCAAUAAUAUUAUUGAAAGACUUGGACUUUGAUAUUCUUAAAGCAAUGGUUGAAUUUAUGUAUUGUGGUGAAACUACAAUAGCUCAUUGCCAUUUAAAGCCAUUGUUAGAAGCUGCCCAUGUUUUUAAAGUAAAAGAUCUCGAGUCCAUUGUUCAGUGUAUGAUGUCAACAAAAAAUUACAUUGAUGAUACCGAUAAAUCAUCAAAUUUAGACCAAGAUUUAAGCAACACAAAUAAUAGUUCAGUGACCCAUAAUUGUGUUCAAGUUAAACUGAGCGGUAGAGAGCCAGCAGAGAAGCUAUCAUCACCAGCAACUGAACUAUCCGAUAGUAAAAAUUCAAAACAUAAUCAACCAGUGGAACUAGAACAUACUGUAAUAGAAUUAGAAGAUACAUUAGUAGACUUAAUCGAUACAUCUGUAGAUAAUAAUGAACAUGAAGCUGCAAUAUUUUGCGAUAUUAUUGAGAGUACAAACAAAUUAGCCACACGAUCAAAUGAAAAUAAGUCAGCAAAUUUUUUUCAAGAGAACGUUAAUAAUUUAAACAACAAGAAACUAAAUAAUUAUAUCCAUUGUGACAAUCAAGCACUAUUUAUGGAUAACAAUAAUUUAAUAUUGAACGAUGUUUUAUGCAAUGUUGAUAAUGAGAGUAAAGAUGAAACAUGUUCACAUAGUUGUAAUAAUAAGUUAGAAAAUUUAGAGAGUAAUUUAGAUUUAUCAGACCUCCCCAGUGAAGUCGGUGAGUGUUCAAAAGUUUAUACGUACAAAAAGCGAAAAUUAACAAAUUCUAAAAAAUUUUCAUCGUUCUGUACAUCAAAUAUGUUAAUAAAAUCAGAUAAAAUCGAUUGUAUCGAUUUAUCAUGUGAUACAGCACCUGUUACUUUGCCGUCCUUAGCUUUAGACAUGAAUGCAACUGAUCGAGUUUGGAGUAUGAAUACGGAUAAUAUUCAUUAUAUAAUAGGUAGCACAUUAAAUCAAACAAAUGCAUUGAUAAGAGAUCGGCAAAGGAUUGUUUAUGAAGAAAUAGAUACUGAAAGAACAAUUAUUCCUAAUCACAAAAGUAUACGCCAGAUCAAAGAGUUGUUUUCUGUAGACAAUGAUAAUAUUUCUAUGGGACAGAUGCCAAUACUACGACGCAGUGUUCGUCUUAAUCAGUUAGAAACUGAUGAUUCUGUGAAUAACAAUAGCGAAGAAACACAAAAAAUUAAGGAUAAGCAUGUUGAAUUUAAAAGCUUGAGUAAAUCAUUAACUAAAGCUAAACGUAUAAAAGAAUUGUCAACUAAUGGAAGAGUCUCUGAUGAAAAUAGUGUUUCAAAAAGAAGUGUAAAUAAUCCACGUCCAAGAAAUAAUACAAAACUUACAUCUAAAAAUGCUGGUAGUUCACGUUGUCUAGCUAAAAUGAAGGAUGACAAGUCAAGAAAUAAAAUAAAAAAUAGCAAGAUUACAAAAGUUGAACCUUUAGAUACUGAUGGGUAUUCUCCAAUUAAAUUAAAUACAAUAGCAUCAGUGGAACGUGCAUUGUGGGGUGAUAUGUCAGAUGUUAUUGAAAAUCACGAUGCUGCAACUAAAAUACCUGAAUACUCAAUGAGUAAAGAAAUUCCAUUUGCUGUUGGGUUAUUGCCACUUCAUGCAGCAUUAGAAAGAAUGCAAGCAAUGCCUGAUUAUCAGCCACGCAAAACAAGAUCAUCUUUUGCUACACCCAUGAGACAUGAUUCCAAUCAUUUAAAUUUUAAACGUAAAGCUCCUGGUGCUGUCAGUGGAACUGGUGCUACUGCUGAAACUGAAUAUGAUUCUAUUUAUAAUAAAAAACAAUGUAGCCUAGAACAAAUGGAUGAUAAUUCAUCAAACACUUUUUGCCAUAUUAAAAUUCAAACGUCUUCCCAGUGUUCUCAAAGUUGCGAUAAUUCCAUGAUGGAUCAAUUAGUUACUAUUGGGUCGAAUUUUCAUAAGCGAUGACAAAAUUGUAUUAUUCGUAAAAAGAAAUUAUUUAUGGUGUAUACAUAUAAAAAUAUAUUAUUUUUUUGAACUUUAAAAAAUAUUUGUAAAGAUAUGUAUUAUAAAAAAAAAAGUUA
Molecule: messenger RNA, 3103 nt
Organism: Cotesia glomerata
Lineage: Eukaryota; Metazoa; Arthropoda; Insecta; Hymenoptera; Braconidae
Exons: 4
Coding region: 828-2987 (719 amino acids)
Biological process (GO): regulation of transcription by RNA polymerase II
Cellular component (GO): nucleus
Molecular function (GO): protein binding
Source: RefSeq, a predicted model, not a curated record